AUGUACCUACAAGUUCUUGCCACGCUUUUCGCAGCACUAGUCACCUGUGUUAUUGCAACCGUCGAUCAUGACAAAGUCCAGCCCUUUCCUCAACCUGAACCGGUCACAAUUUCUGAAAAAGCUGCCAUCAAGUUCAAGCCACAGCUGUACAUUCCAGAGGGCGUGUGCGUGUCGUAUCCUGCUGUGAAUGAUGCCGGUGAAACCACUGGAGGCCUCAAAGGGACGAACGGCAACGACGCAUGCAAGUAUGCCCAAGCAGUCCAUUCACCGAAGCGCUUCCGACAUCUGCAGAACUGGCUGGGCGGAAUGAGCAACAAGCGAUUCACGGUGAAUCCGUUCGGAGACUUGGCGUUGUCCAGUGAAGACCGCGUCAAGCUUUUAGAUAUCGUCGACGCUAUUGUCCAUGCGAAGUUCGAAGAGUACGAAGAAUAUGUGAACACGAACAAGCGAGUCGACCGUGCUCGCUGGAAAAAAUAUUCGGCCUCAGGUGCCGCGACGACGUACGUUGAGCGCAAAAACUCGAACCCAGACUCCGAUCUGCCUGUGUCACUUAUGGUCGGCCCGCUACCUGGAACUCUCGACGAGAUCAUGUUCGGUCUAGUCAGUCCUACGCUCGAAUCGAUGCGAAUCAAAGCGUCAUACCUGAAUGACUUCAGUGCUGCUGCUGUUCUUUCGACGAUAGUGGAGCCGACUGUGGAUAAUCCGUUCCGAUCCGUGGUAGUCAAGUGGAUGGAGAUCGAUAUCCCCGGAGCGGCAGUUGGCUUCGUUAGGAAUCGCGAUUACGUUUAUGUGGAAAGCACCGGCAUCCUGCAUUUGGCGAACGGAGAGCGUGUGGGUUAUCACUUGUUACACUCUGUCAAUUUUCCACAAACACAUGGGCUACCAAGCAGAAUCCGUGGUAAUAUGUCGCUAUGCGCUAUAUUUCGCCAGGAGGGGCCUGAUCGAACAGACUGCCGUGGCACAGGCAUCAUUGAUCCGAGAGGUGAUAUCAUCCGCACGAUGGCUUUGUCGGGGAUGGUGCAUGCCACGAUGGCAGGUCUCAAGUAUUCAUACUGCGGUCAGAUGAAGAAACUGGCAUGGUUGUUGGAGCAGAGGCACGCCGAGUUAAGAGAGCUUGGAGCUCCCGUCUAUAAACCCUUUUGCGUAACCUGCUCAAAGCCCAUCAAAAGCUCAAGACUUCGAGGAUUCGGCAAACUGAGUUCCACUUGCAAGCUGUGUUUCGGAGCACUGUGCGGGUCAUGCAAGAUUUCUAAGAGACUGAGCUUCAUUGCGCCGGAUCUAGAGCUCACGCAGAGGAAAGUGCGCUUUUGUGUAAAGUGCUUGAUGGAAUCCAAUCGCUUGGACACACUGGAAGCUGCUCGACAUCAAUUCGUCUACGGACAGCCUGCCUUCUCAAGUGCCUAUGGCUCGUUAGCCUCAUCUUUUAUCAGCUCGAGAUCUGACAGCGUAGCUAAUUCGGCUUGAUCGCA
Phytophthora nicotianae INRA-310 is the source of this 1469-nucleotide messenger RNA. RefSeq lists its product as hypothetical. The record is from RefSeq and is a predicted model, not a curated record. The transcript is spliced from 2 exons. The coding region runs from base 1 to 1464 and encodes 487 amino acids. Lineage: Eukaryota; Oomycota; Peronosporomycetes; Peronosporales; Peronosporaceae.